Parathielavia appendiculata is the source of this 441-nucleotide messenger RNA. RefSeq lists its product as uncharacterized. The transcript has 2 exons. The record is from RefSeq and is a predicted model, not a curated record. Gene Ontology annotation, cellular component: membrane. Bases 1 to 441 code for a protein of 146 amino acids. NCBI's taxonomy places the organism in Eukaryota, Fungi, Ascomycota, Sordariomycetes, Sordariales, Chaetomiaceae.
AUGCAUCCCGCAACCACAACCCCACCCGUGGCCAUCGAAAUCACAUCAACAACAACAACCACCUCCUACCCAAACCAGCCAAACACAGCGGCCACCCCCAGCUCCGGUACCACCACUCCGAGCACUCCCCGAGACGUCAGCGAAGCCUCCUCCAUGGAACCCCUGCUCCAUACAACACCAGAAACCACAACAGCAUCGCCACGUCAUUCACAGGCAGCCAUCACUUGCCUCAGGCACAGCCCGCAUGCACCAAACGGAACCACCACGAGCCCUGAAGCACACAGGACCGUUCUCUUCACAGCCGCCAUCUUUUUCCCGCCUCUGGCCGUGUACUUCCGCCGGGGCAUCGGCAAGGCCUUCCGGAGAAACGUUGCGUUUACUCUUCUCGGCUGGAUCCCCGGUGUGCUGCACGCGCUGUACCACGUCUUCUCAAAGAAGUAG